Messenger RNA from Debaryomyces hansenii CBS767, 873 nucleotides. Its product is annotated as transcription elongation factor DST1. The transcript has a single exon. Gene Ontology annotation, molecular function: zinc ion binding; RNA polymerase II transcription regulatory region sequence-specific DNA binding. Gene Ontology annotation, biological process: transcription antitermination; DNA-templated transcription; regulation of mRNA 3'-end processing. Gene Ontology annotation, cellular component: nucleus. Bases 1 to 873 code for a protein of 290 amino acids. The record is from RefSeq and is a predicted model, not a curated record. NCBI's taxonomy places the organism in Eukaryota, Fungi, Ascomycota, Pichiomycetes, Serinales, Debaryomycetaceae.
AUGGACGCCAAAGAGAUUAAGUCCGCUGUCUCUAGUUUAGAUAAAUCUACAGAUGAUGCCACCAUUUUGAAGCUUUUAAAUAUCUUAAACGAUGGAGUAGAGCCUACGGAAAAGUUAUUGAGAGAGACUAAGGUUGGGGUUGCCGUGAACAAAUUUAGAGGAAACAGCAACCCAGAAGUUAGCUCAUUGGUUAAAAAGAUGAUUAGAAAUUGGAGGGAAGUUGUUCAGAAUGAAAAAACCAAGAAGAAGACUGGUUCUGCUACGCCUGAUAAAGAUUCCAAACCAGUGAAUAACAAUACAAAGCAGAGCUCUACCGAAAGUAAAUUUCACAGUGGGCCAAGAAAUCCAAAGACUGACGGAAUUAAUACUACUCUUUAUGAUAAUACAACGAGAAAUGCCUCUGUAAGUGCAUUGUAUACUGCAUUGGCUAUUGAACGUAAUGACUCGGGUGAACAUAUAUUAGCAGUUAGCCGUGAUAUUGAAAAUGAAGUUUUCAAGGCGGAAUACCUGUCUGUGAAUGAUAAUUAUAGAAAUAAAUUAAGGACAUUUACAAUGAAUCUUAGAAAUAAGAAAAACCCUGAUUUAAGAGACCGUUUAUUAACUAACAAAAUUAAACCAUCAAAUUUUAUUAAAAUGACACCAAACGAAAUGGCACCGGAAUCAUUGAAGAAAGAAAUUGAAAAGUUACAUAAACAAAAUCUUUUCGAUGCUCAAGGUGCUACUGAAAAGAGGGCUGUUACGGAUAGAUUUACCUGUGGUAAGUGUAAACAUAAAAAGGUAAGUUAUUAUCAAAUGCAAACUAGAUCUGCGGAUGAACCGUUAACUACCUUUUGUACUUGUGAAAAUUGUGGUAACAGAUGGAAGUUUUCGUGA